Molecule: messenger RNA, 1602 nt
Organism: Symbiodinium natans
Lineage: Eukaryota; Dinophyceae; Suessiales; Symbiodiniaceae
Source: the annotation of a GenBank genome assembly
AUGCACCCGACGUCCAAGAGAAGUCGCGGUCAGUCCUCUCCAUCACGAUGGAUAGUUGCCUUGGUGGAGAAGAUUCGAAAGCAGGCCAUCGCUGACUUCGAGCAACCCCUGUGGGAGCUGACUCUGGACGAGGCCGACCCGAACUCGAAGGCAUGGCUUCACGGGCCUCUCUCCUUGGAGGAGGUCAGGCAGCGUUUCGGUGACAAAUGGUGCCCUUGCAGAAGAUUCGCGGUAUGGCAAAAGAAGUGGCGACCUAUCGACGAUCUCAGCGAGAACAAUGUCAACUCGACAUUUGGAGCUUUCGAGAAGGUUGCCUUGAGGGCCCUCGACGAGAUUGUGUGGGUCUGCUCAACGAUCUUUCGCUACGCCUCAUCCCGAGGAGAUGUUUCUUUGACUCUUUCAGAUGGCACUUGCCUGAGUGGGAAAGUGCAUGCCAUGUGGGAGCAGGGUGACCACAUCAGGCCCCUCACGAAGACCUACGACUUGAGGUCUGCUUACAAGCAGCUGCCGCUGCACCCAGAAGAGCAAAGGAAGGCUGUCAUCAUGCUGCGGGAACCUGGGACCCGUGAGCCCAGAGCCUUUGUAUGCCGGACCCUACCUUUCGGGUCUGCGGCUUCGGUUCUGCAGUUCAACCGGGUCUCUUUGCUGCUUAGGCGCAUCCUCCUUGAGGUCGACGUGCUUGCAUCCUGCUACUACGACGACUACCCUUGCACUUCGCCUAAGUGUCUUGCAGAAGCCACUGAUGGCUGUGCCCAUGCAGUCUUCACUCUUUUGGGUUUUGAGACUUCGGUGGACAAGGAAUGUAGCUUUUCUACGCAAACCGAGCUGCUGGGUGUCACCCUUGAUACUUCCGAUCAAGGGUAUCAGGCUGUCCGGGUAGCAAAUAAGCCAGACCGUGCCAGCGCCAUAGCUGAGUCACUCGAGAUGGUCAUGCAUCAAGGGAGAGUGAGGGUGGCCGAGCUUCCUGCCCUUUUUGGCAGGCUCCAGUUUGCCGAAUCACAGCUCUUGGGAAGAUCCGGCCGUCUGGCGCUGGCUGACCUUCGCAAGCUUGAGGCUGCGAAUGCUGUGAGUGUGCCCUUAAUGCCCCAUCAUCUUGAAGCCUUUGCUCUUCUCUUGCGCCGCAUGCGCUCCGGACCGCCCCGAAGCAUUUCCACAGCGGGCGAUCUUUCGCCCGUGCUUGUCUUCACCGAUGGUGCAUGCGAACCCAAGGGAGAUAAGUUCGAGUGCAGUGUGGGGGGCUUGCUAAUCGUUCCGGGCUCCCGCCCGACGAUGAAGGUCUUUGGCUGCCGAGUGCCAGAUUCAGUUGUGCAGGUGUGGGCAGAGGGAAGGAAACACAUCAUAGGGCAGACCGAGCUGUAUGCCGUGGUCCUCGCUCGAGUGCUUUGGAGUAAUGACCUGUCAAAUCGUAGGGUUGUCUACUUUAUCGACCAUUCAGGCGUGCAGGGCGCAUGCAUGACCGGGACGUCAUCCGACUCAUCCUGGAGGCAACUUCUUAUGGCCUUUGAAGUUGCAGAUGAAGCGAGGCCUUGCAUGUCCUGGUUCCAUCGAGUUCCCAGCCACUCAAAUCCAGCUGACCCCCCCGUCCAGAGGCCGUUGGCAUGA